AGGUGCAGUCAAACAGAGACACGAAGGCACUGCAUUUGACAUGGACGCAUCAGCCUGACCAGCUUCAGUCCCGUUUUCCAACAGGUCCACCGCACCCGCCAACAUGUCGACGGUAGAAGGAGCCGGCCAGGAUGACGAAGGGGAUUACGGAAGGGCAUCAAAGCGGCUGAAAACGGAGGAGAGAGAGGAGGGGGAAGAUGAGCUGGAGGAGGGGGAGGAUUCGGACUCCGGUUCGCUGCCUGGUAACGCAGAUUCCGUGGUGGAAACCCGGGCCCGGUGGAGCUGCAUCGAAUACGGAGCAGGACGUAGGAAUAAUAGUGAGGACUCACAUCGUAUAUCUCCCAGUCCUGUGGUCCAUGUCAGAGGUCUCUGCGAGGCUGUUGUGGAAGCAGAUCUGAUUGAUGCCCUUGAGAAGUUUGGAGCCAUAUGUUAUGUGAUGAUGAUGCCAUUCAAGCGUCAGGCCCUGGUGGAGUUCUCUGCAUUGGAGAGUGCUGAUCGCUGUGUGUCGUGUGGAGCCAAGGAGCCUGUAUACAUCGCAGGCCAACAAGCAUACUUUAAUUACUCCACAUCCAAGAGAAUCACCAGGCCGACCAAUGCUGACAACCCCAACAGUGGCAACAAGGUCCUCCUGUUGUCCAUACAGAAUCCCCUCUACCCCAUAACCACGGAUGUUCUGUACACUGUGUGUAAUCCCAUUGGCAGUGUGCUGAGGAUCGUUAUCUUCAAACGGAACGGAAUCCAGGCCAUGGUGGAAUAUCCUUGGUUUGAGUCAGUUCAGUGUGCUCAGAAGGCCAAAGCUGCACUGAAUGGAGCUGACAUCUACGCUGGUUGCUGUACACUCAAGAUUGAAUAUGCAAGGCCAACACGUCUGAAUGUGAUUAAGAACGACAAUGAGAGCUGGGACUACACUAAACCGUAUUUGGUCAGACGAGAGCGUGGAAAGGGUAGACAGAGGCAGGCAAUUUUAGGAGAACACCCAUCAUCCUACAGUGAGAAUGGCUAUGGUCCACCCUGCCCCCUGCUACCUCUGCCUGCUAACAGCAGGUAUAAGCUGACAGUGGAUGUUCCAGACAUGGUGUCCUACCCUCUGCCCCAGUCAUCCUCCUCCUACUCUGGCCACGCCCCUAGCUCUGUUGCCAUGGUGAGCGGCCUCCAUCCAUCCAAAAUGAACUGCACCCGCAUCUUCAACCUCUUCUGCCUUUAUGGCAACAUUGAGAAGGUGAAGUUUAUGAAGAGUGUUCCUGGUACAGCAUUGGUUGAGAUGGGAGAUGAGUAUGCAGUUGACAGAGCCAUCACACACCUCAACAGUAUCAAGGUGUUUGGCAAGAGACUCAACGUCUGUGUGUCUAAACAGCAUGCAGUGAUCCCCAGUCAGGUCUUUGAGUUAGAGGAUGGCUGCAGCAGCUAUAAGGACUUUGCCAUGACCAGGAACAAUCGCUUCAGCAGCGCUGGACAGGCAUCUAAAAACAUCAUCCAGCCUCCAUCUGCUGUGCUGCACUAUUACAAUGUGCCUCCAUGCAUAUCACAGGACCAUUUACUGAGGCUGUGUAUGGAGCAUGAUGUGCCUGUCUUUGUCAAAUUCAAGAUGUUUGAUGCCAAACCCUCCUCCAAGACCAUAUCUGGCUUGUUGGAAUUUGAAAAUAAGACAGAUGCUGUGGAGGUUCUUACUGUUCUCAACCAUUACCAGAUCAGGAUACCCAAUGGGUCCAACCCAUACACCCUGAAACUGUGUUUCUCCACCUCGUCACAUCUAUAAAAAGCUGCAGAGCACAAGAAGAGUAUGCUGAGAGUGGAUUUCUGACCUCUGACCUGAGGAAGGCACCAUGGGACAGACACAUAGAAGAGUGGAUGAGAGAUAAUGAGUGAUAAUAUUCACGAAAGAAGAUAAUGGGGAGAGAGAUGGAGACCAAAAUGAUGAAGUGAAGACUCUCACCAUCUCUAAAUGGAACAUCACUUAUUGUAUCAUCCCACCAUUCAGCCAUAACUCUCAAGCUGACAGACUAGCAACGCAUAAUAAUGUCUUCAUAUUGUCACGUGGGACAUCUGGAGGACACUGCUCAUAUGUUAGUCCCUGAAGUCUUCACUGCAUGGUAAAAAAGUGUCUUGAAGUGUGGACCUAGACGAACAGAGGUUGACCAAGGAAUCUACUGUACAUUGUUAGUCACACAUAAGGAUCUAAAAUCAUAAUCUUUGCUCAUGGCAGAUGACUCAAAUCAUUUUUAAUGUUUAAAACCGAUAAAAACAGAGUGUUGCCUUGAAUUGUCAUUGAGUAUAUGUAGUGAAUAUUAAUAUAAUUUUAACACAAGUUCUCAUAUAAGGUUUAGUAGAUGUCGCUUCACUGUUUAGUUCAGUCAAUUUAGAGUUAGAUAUCUGGCCAGUUGUUGAGUUUGCUGUAGAUGUUUGUGGUCCUCAAAGGAAGUGACCCUCUUAACUGACUUUUCCCAUACCACCAGCAUAAGGUCAGUCAGCAGUAUGGUGUGUGACAAGGUAUAUGGGAAACUAAAGGCAUUCAAUUUCACAUGAAUAUCAAAGUUUUCCACAUGGUGACCUCCAUCACAAACCUCUGAGCCCAUUUUGCCUCAAGCAAGAACAUUGUCAUAUUCUUAUCUUAAAUUUCUCUUGCAUUUGUUCCAACAAACAUGGCACAUCAGAUUCAGCAAAGGCUACUAACUUCAGAAAU
Molecule: messenger RNA, 2680 nt
Organism: Pleuronectes platessa (European plaice)
Lineage: Eukaryota; Metazoa; Chordata; Actinopteri; Pleuronectiformes; Pleuronectidae
Product: heterogeneous nuclear ribonucleoprotein L-like
Exons: 14
Coding region: 104-1756 (550 amino acids)
Biological process (GO): mRNA processing; regulation of RNA splicing
Cellular component (GO): nucleus
Molecular function (GO): mRNA binding
Source: RefSeq, a predicted model, not a curated record